AUGAAACUGGAGGAGAUCGAGGCAUCGUCGAUCGACGCGUUCGGGGGCCGACGGGAAGUCGUGUUGAUGACCAUUGCCAGCGAGUUUGCGUUUGAGCGGCUGUUUGACGUCUUCCUCCACAGCCUCUACAACAUCACGUUCACAAGGCCCGAUGGACCCAUGGGUCAGAUGAAAAGUGUGGAUCGCUCGCAGGGAAGUUUUACCAAGACCUCCACAAUCUUGGAUGGCCUCACGUUGGGAGUGGACGUGCUAUUUCUUGACGCAGAUCAAGUCUUUUUUCGGAAUCCACUGCCGUACAUAUUGGCUCGCGAGGCUGAUAUUCUGGUCUCCGGUGACUGUCACAACCACGGCGACGCGACCCCCAUGGAGAGGUUCCCCCCCAUCAACAACAACAUUGGAUUUGUGUACUUUAGACCCACAGCCAUGGUAACUCGCGCCAUUUACAACUGGGCCUUAUGGCUUCGAAACAUCGCCCUGACGGGAAACAAGCCCUGGGACCAAUCCACCUUUGCGCCCGCCGUGGAGUGGGUUUCGUCGGACGUGUCCGUACGGCACUUGUCCAUGAGUAUGCUGCACCCGGAUCUCUUUCCGUACUAUUGCAUGGGUCCAUGCGGAUGCGACCUGCGCAGGGUGCCGUACUUUCAUAACGGUCGUCUUCCCCGUCGUCCCGUGGGGGGGGACUGCGAAGCUGAUUUAGUACGGGAGUGGUACAACUACCACGUACCCUGUGGAGGCGACAUGAAUGAGAAGGCCAAUCGAAUGCAGGAUUAUGCGGAUAUGUAUGUACGAGUCGUAGGGCCCAUUAACAGCAGAUCUGCGCCCAUGACGGUGCUCGUAUGA
Molecule: messenger RNA, 840 nt
Organism: Volvox carteri f. nagariensis
Lineage: Eukaryota; Viridiplantae; Chlorophyta; Chlorophyceae; Chlamydomonadales; Volvocaceae
Exons: 8
Coding region: 1-840 (279 amino acids)
Cellular component (GO): Golgi apparatus
Molecular function (GO): glycosyltransferase activity
Source: RefSeq, a predicted model, not a curated record